AUGGCUUCCCUCAACGAUCUCGUUAACCUUAAUCUCUCCGACACCACCGAGAAGAUCAUCGCCGAGUACAUCUGGGUUGGUGGAUCUGGUAUGGACCUGAGGAGCAAAGCCAGGGCUCUGCCCAAGCCAGUGACCAAACCGUCUGAGCUACCAAAAUGGAACUACGACGCCAGCUCCACCAACCAAGCUCCCGGCGAUGACAGCGAAGUCAUCCUCUAUCCACAAGCGAUCUUCAAGGAUCCCUUCAGAAAGGGAAACAACAUCCUGGUCAUGUGCGAUACCUAUACCCCAGCCGGCGAGCCAAUCCCAACAAACAAGAGGGCCGCUGCUGCCAAGAUCUUCAGCCACCCAGAUGUUGAAGCCGAGGUCCCAUGGUAA
This is a messenger RNA of Linum trigynum, 378 nucleotides long. The record is from the annotation of a GenBank genome assembly. NCBI's taxonomy places the organism in Eukaryota, Viridiplantae, Streptophyta, Magnoliopsida, Malpighiales, Linaceae.